AUGUCACCACUCCGCCUGGCCAUCCUCGAGGCCGACACGCCGCAACCGCAGACCCGCGAGAGGUACGGCGGCUACACGGGCGUCUUCACAGCGCUGCUGACCGCUGCCGCGCAGUCGCUGAGCCCGUCGCAGAAGCUGGAGGGGCUCGUCUCCAUCACGGGCUACGACGUCGUCAAGAACCUCGACUCGUACCCCGCGCUCGAGGACGUCGAUGCCGUGCUCAUCACCGGCUCCCGCCACACGGCGUUUGAGAGCGACCCGUGGAUCGUCAACCUGGUCGACUUUGCCAAGCGCGCCAUUGAGAGCGGCCGCGUCAAGACGGUGGGCGUCUGCUUCGGCCACCAGAUCAUCGGCCGGGCUAUGGGUGCUCCGUUGGGGAAGAGCGACAAGGGCUGGGAAGUGGCCGUGACUGAGGUCGACCUGACGGACAAGGGCAAGGAGAUCUUUGGGCUGGACAAGAUGCGCAUCCACCAGAUGCACCGCGACAUCGUCUUCGACUUCCCUGCCGACUCCAUCCCGCUCGGCUCCAACGACAUCUGCGCCGUCCAGGGCAUGUACCGCCCGGGGUCGUACAUCACCAUCCAGGGCCACCCCGAGUUCAACACCGAGAUCAUGACUGAGAUUCUCUUCAACCGCCACGCCGCCGGCAUCUUCACCGACGAUCUGUACGACAGCGGCAUGAAGCGCACCCCGAUCCCCCACGACGGUGUUGCUAUUGCCAGAGCCUUUCUAAAGUUCAUGAGGGAGGGCUGA
Messenger RNA from Ilyonectria robusta, 753 nucleotides. Its product is annotated as class I glutamine amidotransferase-like protein. Gene Ontology annotation, cellular component: cytosol; nucleus. The record is from RefSeq and is a predicted model, not a curated record. The transcript has 2 exons. Bases 1 to 753 code for a protein of 250 amino acids. NCBI's taxonomy places the organism in Eukaryota, Fungi, Ascomycota, Sordariomycetes, Hypocreales, Nectriaceae.